Molecule: messenger RNA, 908 nt
Organism: Xiphophorus maculatus (southern platyfish)
Lineage: Eukaryota; Metazoa; Chordata; Actinopteri; Cyprinodontiformes; Poeciliidae
Gene: hacd4
Product: 3-hydroxyacyl-CoA dehydratase 4
Exons: 7
Coding region: 259-888 (209 amino acids)
Biological process (GO): fatty acid elongation; very long-chain fatty acid biosynthetic process; sphingolipid biosynthetic process
Cellular component (GO): endoplasmic reticulum membrane
Molecular function (GO): 3-hydroxyacyl-CoA dehydratase activity
Source: RefSeq, a predicted model, not a curated record
GCAUGUUCUUGUCAGCCAGUCUUUUCAUAGCUUUCUUUAAGGGGCCGGGACUAUUCAACAGCCUGGCUCGCACAUGGAAUUUUCUCACUUCCUAUUCUCAGUGAAGACAUAACGGCUGCAGUCAGCACAGAGGAAGCUCUGCAGCAUUUGGUCUGUUUGCAGUAUCAGAUCAGCUGAACUGAAGCUCAAACUGGAAACAUGGAUAUCUGAACUGAGAGCAGAUCCAGAAUCUGCUUGAAGGAAGGCAUCAGCGAGAGCAUGUACAGCUUUAGGCUGGUCUACAUUUUCUCCUAUAACUUGUUCCAAUUCUGUGGUCACACAUGGAUCCUGGCUAACACCAUCGCAAGAUUUUUUACCUUUGGUCAAGAUGCUCUGGCAGACACAUUUUACUCUGUGGGUUUUGUGAUGAGCCUGUGCCAGCUGCUCUCCAUCCUGGAGAUCUUCCACAUCGCAGACGGCAUCGAGAAGGCUAGGCUCCUUCCUCGCUUCAUCCAAGUGAUUGAGAAAAACAUUCUGCUGAUUAUGGUCAUCAUGUUUGAAGAGAUCCAAAGUAAGCCAGUGGUGUGUGUGCAGUUUUUCCUGUGGAAUAUACUGGACCUCUUACGGUACCCUCACGAACUUCUGUGUGUUAUGGAAAGACCUUCUGUCGCCAUGUUGUGGAGCCGUUACUCUCUUUGGAUCCCCUUAUACAUCCUGUCAGUUGUCAUUGAAGGUGUCAUUAUUUAUGAGGCGCUGCUGUACCUGGAACCGUCAGCCCCCCACCUGCCCUCCCUGCUGCUGCUCUACCUGCCGCUUCUCGCUGUGGGAGGCUCGGUAACAGUCUGGCAGCUGCUGAAGGAGAGGAAACACCAUCUGGAGAAACGCUACAAGAGGAAGAAACAGAAAUGACUCAGAGUUGGAUUCUUCAG